Messenger RNA from Elaeis guineensis (African oil palm), 762 nucleotides. Lineage: Eukaryota; Viridiplantae; Streptophyta; Magnoliopsida; Arecales; Arecaceae. The record is from RefSeq and is a predicted model, not a curated record.
ACAGUGAGCAUCAUGAUGGUAUGCAACUGUGGUGGGCUGGAAAAGAACUUGUUAGGGGAAAAAGAUUAUCUGAUUACAUAGGUGAAAACGAGAAGACAAAGGUAGGUGUACUUUGUAGAAUCAAAGUCAUACAUUUCUGGGGGAUUCCUUAAACGAGUCAGUCUUUUGAUGGCAGAUUAUCAUCAGAUUGAAGUCAGUUUCCACAGGGCCGUAAGGUUUCUCUCAUAUUAGUGGAAGACAUGCAACUGCUGUUUAAUCUGUUUUGUGCAGUUUUGUUGCUUGUGGCCGUUCCUGGAAGCUUUUUAGGUUCCUCAAGUGUUUGGUACAUCUCUGGUGGGUUGCCAUCGGGGCUGCAGUCCCGCACUAGUUGAAUUAUUCCUUUUUCAGUAUUGCUGUUUACCUAACAAGUAGACUGAGGAGGAAUGCAGGUGUCACAGCAGUAGCAUCAUUAUUGAACAAGGAAAAAGUAUCCUGUGCACAGCUAUUCCAAAGAAUCUUUCAGCACAUGACUCUUUCAGUUCAGGCACAUGCUUUGUUACCCUGAUCUUUUAUUCUGUCUCUUGUGCAGUAUGAACUUCAUGAUUUAGCCAACAUGUACUAAUUUCUAGUUUCAGGGGACAUCUAACACCUGCAAGUACCUUCCAAGACACACGUGUAAUGAUUAAUGUUCAGAUAGUUGAUAUUCUUGUCUUAUAUUUUGUUACUGCAUGAUUGUUGACCUUCUGAAAUUACUAAUAUACAUCAGAAUUUGAUCUUUUGUUA